UCUCUCUCUCUCUCUCUCUCUCAAGGCUCUCUAGAAAUAUUAUAUGUGUUUGGAUUUGAUUCUCUCCAUGCCUCGCUUUCUCUCUCUAGACCAAACCAAAUCCUAAAUAAACCCCACCAUACAGAUACAGCUAUUGCAUGCCCUUUGGUUCAUUUCCCCACCCUCUCGUUGUUAUAUUUUUCUCUAAAAAACAAAGCACUCCAAAACUAACUACUAAUCCAAGAAAGCGAAACGGAAGGCAUACUAGGACACUGCCUUUAAAGAUUAAAGAAAGAGCGAGGAGAAAGCAAAUCCAAGGUAUCUUCUUCAUUUUCAUUUUCAUUCAGCCAUGGCUGUAGAAGCCCGUCAUCUCAAUCUCUUCCCUUCUCAACUCUUAGGCAACAGGGAAAUAAUGAAUCAUGUUGAAGCAAAUUCAAAUAUCUACAACACCCAGAUGGGAUAUCGAUUUCCAUCAUCAGGAACGACGACAGCAGAGACUCUGCUUCCCAUGUACAGUUCAGUAAUCACAGAUUCAAUCCCUCAAAAAACACCAAUCAAAUCAGAAAGCGGCCUUACCUACACCUACAAUCUGCCUAUGCCAAGAAAACGCCCAAGAGAAUCUAUCAGUCCUCUUCUCUCAUACCCAACUCCCCAACCCAACAAGACUGCUUCUCCCUUCUCCUUUCUUGGCCUAGACCUCUCCCUUCAGAUCGAGCAACAGCAACUAGACAUCGACCGCCUUAUUUCCCAACAUAUGGAGAAAGUGAGGAUGGAGUUAGAAGACAAGAGAAAGAGGCAAGCGAGAAGGAUAGUAGAGGCAAUAGAGGAAGGGAUGCUUAAGAUGUUGAGGGCAAAGGAAGAAGAAAUCGAGAAGAUAGGUAAAUUAAAUUGGGCACUGGAAGAGAAGGUAAAGUCCUUGUGCAUAGAGAACCAAAUAUGGCGAGACCUUGCACAAACCAAAGAGGCCACGGCCAAUGCUCUAAGAACCAACCUCGAACAAGUCCUAGCAGCGCAGAUUAACGACGAACGCACCCGGGGCGCAGGAUUAGACAAAACGGCAGCAGAAAUGGACGAUGCCCAAUCAUGCUGUGGCAGCAGCGGUGGCGGUGAGGGGGAAAGGUCAUCGGACCGGUGUGCGUUGGGAAGUUGGGGGGUGCAGGAUAAGGACACAAGUAGUAGGCUGUGCAGGAACUGUAGGAAGGGGGAAUCGUGUGUGUUGCUAUUGCCGUGCAGGCAUCUAUGCCUCUGCAGUGUUUGUGGGUCUAGUCUCAAUACUUGCCCUAUCUGUAAAGCCACCAAGAAUGCCAGUUUCCAUGUUAACAUGUCAUGAGUGAUCAAAGUACCAUAGAAACGAAAGAAUUCCCAAAAAAAAAAAAUUCAAGAAAAACAAAAAAAAAUGUUAAUUUA
Molecule: messenger RNA, 1386 nt
Organism: Hevea brasiliensis (rubber tree)
Lineage: Eukaryota; Viridiplantae; Streptophyta; Magnoliopsida; Malpighiales; Euphorbiaceae
Product: probable BOI-related E3 ubiquitin-protein ligase 2
Exons: 3
Coding region: 329-1309 (326 amino acids)
Biological process (GO): regulation of programmed cell death
Molecular function (GO): ubiquitin-protein transferase activity
Source: RefSeq, a predicted model, not a curated record